Messenger RNA from Laccaria bicolor S238N-H82, 1275 nucleotides. RefSeq lists its product as uncharacterized. The transcript has 3 exons. Bases 1 to 1275 code for a protein of 424 amino acids. The record is from RefSeq and is a predicted model, not a curated record. Lineage: Eukaryota; Fungi; Basidiomycota; Agaricomycetes; Agaricales; Hydnangiaceae.
AUGUUCAGUGCUGCUGUCGGCCUCUACCAGAACCAGCUGGAAAGAAUUCCCAAUAAUAUCAAGCCAGAGCGUAUUAUAUUUGUCUCUAUGCAAUUCCAAUUUUAUGUUCCCAUCGAAAUCGUUGAGGUCAUCAUCGACUAUCUACACAACGAUAAGGAAGCUCUGAAGGCCUGCUCUCUUGUAUCGCGUCGAUGGGUCUUUUCUGCCAGAUACCACCUUGUAUACCCCAUCAAACUGCAUCACAAGAACAUAUCCGACUUUCUUGAUCUGCUGCAAUCCCCAUGUUCAAAGAUAGCGCCAUCUAUCAGAGAUCUCUCUUUCCUAAGUAUCGUUGAAGAACGUGACUGGAUACCAUCUGCUUUAUCUACCAUAGAAAAGCACCUCACUCACGUUACGAGCCUAACGCUGCAUGGAGUGCGAUGGAGCAGACUCGACAGCACCACCACAGCCUCCUUCUUUCGAGGUUUUCAAUCCGUCACGCACUUGACGAUAAAAGCGGGCGCCUUUUCUUCUUUUCCUCAAUGUGUGGAAUUCCUCUGCUCCUUCCCUUUCCUGACGACUCUCACCGCCGGUAAAUGCCAAUGGGACUCCAACACCGCUGCGCCCCCUUCUGCCAGAUUCACGCUUUCGCGCAGGUUGACAACACUCGCGAUUGAUACUCCACCUAACACGCUGACUCAGUGGCUCACUAAUCAACCCUGCGCCCGCACGUUGCGCAAGGUUUCCAUUGAGUUCAUCGACACGGACCACGCUACGAGCGUCCGAAUCUUCCUGCGAAAGAUCAAGGCGCGUGAUGUACAGGCUUUUCGUGUGGGUUUCAUGGAGAUAUCUGGGCAUCGAAAUACGACGCACAGGGAAUUUGAUUUGGGUGAAUUUACCAAACUACAUGAAGUUACCGUCGUCGUCGGCAUCCUGGAAGAGUGUGCGUUCGGCGAUUGGUCACCACACGACCUCAACUGGGUUGCUCCCUUCCUUUCGAAAGUGUCCUCAGAAUCCCUAGUGGCGGUCAAACUCCGUUUCCUCGUGUCGGAAACACACUCUCUAGAUCUGAAACUCAACUGGAAGGAACUUGAUAGGAUUUUCAACCUUCCGUCUUUCUCAAAGCUUCGGAAACUAACCUUCAGUGUGGCCGUGCCCUAUGUAGCUGGCAUGAAAGACGAAGAAGGAUGGGUAUGCAACCACUUUGAGUAUUUGGUCAACACUCGCUUGCCAAGGUGUAGUAAGCGGGGAAUCGUGAGGACCGAGCAUGGGCUUGAGCAAAGUAUAUGGUCGUAG